AUUUUGAAUGGCGACUGCGAGGUCCGACAAGUCGCGUGGCUUCACUCCAACCAACGCUCCUAAUGGUAACCCAACCAGCAUGUCGCGCUCAGGCAGUACAAUGAACAAGCAGAUGACAGCUGUAUCGGUGAACCCACCAGAACACAUGGUGUACCAGACACCCUUGGUCGGAAGGUACUCAUCGCCUGAAAUGUCGUAUAACUUCAGCGACCAUAAAAAGUUCACAACAUGGAGGAAAUUGUGGCUAUAUUUAGCAGAAGCACAACAGACGUUGGGACUCAAAAUCACAACAGAACAGCUAAAAGAAAUGCAUGAUAACAUUGAUAAAAUUGAUUUCGAGUUUGCGGCUGCCGAGGAAAAACGAGUGAGACAUGACGUAAUGGCACAUGUGAACACAUUUGGAAAAGUUUGUCCUAAAGCAGCGCCUAUAAUCCAUUGGGGUGCAACUUCGUGUUAUGUCGGUGACAACGCCGACUUGAUUUCGCUCCGAGAUGCCUUCGAUAUUUUGAUGCCAAAGAUCGCGAGGUGUAUUCAGAGACUGAGUGUCUUUGCUCAGAAAAACGCAGACGUGCCUUGCUUGGGGUUCACACAUUUACAGCCGGCUCAGCUAACUACAGUUGGAAAAAGAACUUGUCUAUGGAUCUCAGAUUUAGUUCAGGAUCUAAAAAAUAUGUUCAAAGUAAGAAACGAAAUCAGGUUCCGAGGAGUAAAAGGAACAACGGGAACCCAGGCUAGUUUCGUCUCGCUUUUUGAAGAAAACCCAGAAAAGGUGGACUUGUUGGAUAAGCUGGUGACGGAAAAAGCGGGCUUCUCUGACUCGUAUAUUAUUACUGGCCAGACGUACAGCCGCAAGGUGGACGUGGAUGUGGUGAAUACCCUUGCGUCUUUCGGCUCAACGGCCCACAAAAUGUGCACAGAUAUUCGGUUACUGGCCAGUAUGAAGGAGAUUGAGGAACCCUUUGAGUCCGACCAGAUCGGCUCCUCUGCCAUGCCAUACAAGAGAAACCCGAUGAGGAGCGAGCGUGUCUGUUCCCUCGCUAGACACCUGAUGACCUUAGUGACUAACACUCUUCACACCCACUCAGUUCAGUGGAUGGAGAGGACCCUAGAUGACUCAGCUAAUAGAAGAAUCACCCUCGCUGAAGCAUUCCUUACUGCAGAUGUAUUAGCUGCCACUGUUCAAAAUAUAUCAGAGGGACUGGUUGUGUUGCCGAGCAUGAUAGCUAAACAUGUGCAGCAGGAGUUGCCAUUUAUGCUGACAGAACAGAUCCUUAUGGACAUGGUCAAAAUUGGAGGAGCGAACAGACAGGAGGCACAUGAGAAACUGAGACAGCACUCGAUUGAAGCUGGUGCCAUGGUCAAGCAGAGAGGACUGGAGAACGACCUCAUCGCCAGAAUCAAAGGCGACUCCUACUUCGCACCAAUACAUGCAAGUCUGGACUCUAAGUUGGAUCCCAAACUCCACAUCGGACGCUGUCCCGUCCAGGUCCGAAGGUUCAUCGACUCUGAAGUGACGCCUCUGUUGAAGCCAUUCGCACAUCAGUUGGAAGGGAUAGCUGAGCUGCAUCUGUGACCUUGAUUGAAAAUGAGCCAAUUUUAAUCUAUUGUUUUUUCUUUGUGAGCUAAUUAAUCUGGCCUGUCUUUUUUUUCGAAAAAAAAUCAACUUUUGCGCCAGUUUUAUAAUUUGAACGGCAUUUGAACGCCCUAACUACUAAUUGAUUUUUAGAAUUCAAAAAUAGUUCUUGAUAUUAAUUUCUUUUAAGCAAGCCUGCUUUUUUAAAGAAACUUAGAGCAACUGUUAACGUGAAAUAACGUGCUUUGUUUGUUUUUGGUUGCUAUAUACCAAUUACAUGUGCUAAAAUCACGAAUCAUCAUUGACUUGAGACGUUAGUUAGUCCCUCGGAUAAGCUUCUCUUUGUAAAUAGAUCGACUGCUAUUUUUCUUGAUUUGUAUCGGAAUUUUCCUGCUUGUAACUAUUGUUCCAUAAUGAAUUGAUUUGUCACACUUGAUGAUCAGUUCGAAUAAAGCUAUUUUUUUUCA
Symsagittifera roscoffensis is the source of this 2040-nucleotide messenger RNA. Its product is annotated as adenylosuccinate lyase-like. The record is from RefSeq and is a predicted model, not a curated record. Gene Ontology annotation, biological process: 'de novo' AMP biosynthetic process. Gene Ontology annotation, cellular component: cytosol. Gene Ontology annotation, molecular function: (S)-2-(5-amino-1-(5-phospho-D-ribosyl)imidazole-4-carboxamido) succinate lyase (fumarate-forming) activity; N6-(1,2-dicarboxyethyl)AMP AMP-lyase (fumarate-forming) activity. The coding region runs from base 8 to 1573 and encodes 521 amino acids. NCBI's taxonomy places the organism in Eukaryota, Metazoa, Xenacoelomorpha, Acoela, Convolutidae. The transcript has 3 exons.